AGAAGCAAAACUUGCGUGUCGUGUGCAGAAGGCCGUGGUAUUGUUGCUGUAUCGUGCGUUAGAAACGUGCGUGCGUCGAGACGUCAAGGAGCAUUUAGUAGUAGUACCGGCGUUAGUGGCUUAGUAGUAUUUCUGUUAACUAGGUGUUGUGAGCUGUCAUCAUGUCGGCAGGAGGAGCAAGCGAUUCCACCCAGGGCAAGCCCAUCCAGUGCAAAGCUGCAGUUGCUUGGGAACCUUCAAAGCCACUUACUAUCGAGACGGUUGAAGUUGCAGUGCCAAAGGAGAGAGAAGUCCGAAUCAAGGUUCUGCACAGCGGUGUCUGCCACACAGAUGCUUACACUCUUGGAGGCUUGGAUCCUGAAGGUGCAUUUCCUUGCAUAUUAGGCCACGAAGGUGGUGGCAUUGUUGAGAGUGUUGGGCCCAAUGUCAAGGGCUUCAAGCCAGGAGACCAUGUUAUUCCACUGUACAUUCCCCAAUGCAAGGAGUGCAAGUUCUGCAAGCACCCCAAGACAAAUUUGUGUUCAAAAAUUAGGACAACUCAGGGCCGUGGUCUCAUGCCUGAUGGUACAACACGCUUUACAUGCAAAGGGAAGAGUAUCUAUCACUUUAUGGGCACCAGUACCUUUUCUGAGUACACUGUGGUGGCUGACAUUUCUCUUUGCAAGAUUGAUCCUGCUGCACCUCUAGACAAGGUGUGUCUGUUGGGCUGUGCUGUGUCCACAGGAUAUGGUGCUGCCCUCAAUGUUGCUUCUAUCACAAAAGAUAGCACUGUAGCCAUCUGGGGACUGGGUGCUGUCGGCCUCUCAGUUGCCAUGGGUGCCAAAGAACGUGGCGCGAAAACCAUCAUUGGGAUUGACAUCAAUGAAGCAAAGUUUCCGAAAGCCUUGGAGUUUGGCUGCACGGAGUGCAUUAAUCCAAGCAAGUUGGCUCUGCCCAUUACCCAGCACCUGAUUGAGAAGACUGAUGGUGGUCUAGACUUCACCUUUGAGUGCAUUGGCAAUGUUGACACCAUGAGGAUUGCCCUUGAAUCAUGCCACAAGGGCUGGGGCGAGUCGGUUAUCUUGGGUGUGGCAGCAGCUGGAAAGGAGAUCUCCACAAGACCCUUCCAGCUGGUCACUGGCCGCGUGUGGCGUGGCUGUGCUUUUGGAGGAUGGAAGAGUGUUGAUCACGUUCCUGAGCUUGUGGACAGGUACAUGAAGAAAGUGAUUAAGCUGGAUGAAUUUGUGAGCUACUCACUGCCACUGGAAAAAAUAAACGAUGCCUUCAAGUUUAUGCACGAUGGUCUUGCGAUCCGUUCUGUCGUAAACCUCUGAAGCAGCAACAGCAAAAGGGGUCACAUUCGUCGAGGUUUUCCAAUAUAAUACUGAAUGCAGGAAAUUAUAAUCACUGUGGCGCAGCGCACCAGACUACUCCGUGUCGCAGCUAAAAAUAGGCAGAAGCCACACCCUGUUAUGUUGUAUUCGGUCCUUUGUUAAUUGUGUAUUAUUGUGCUUGACUGGAUUUUUGUCCAUCCAGUGCAUGGUCCUUGCUUUAACAGUCUUAUUUACUAUGUGGGAAUAAGGAGACCUCUUCAGUUACAUGAGACAGACUCAAACAAAUAAAUAAAUAAACAUUUUAUUUUCUUCAA
Rhipicephalus microplus (southern cattle tick) is the source of this 1627-nucleotide messenger RNA. It is a transcript of the gene Fdh, whose product is annotated as alcohol dehydrogenase class-3 Fdh. The record is from RefSeq and is a predicted model, not a curated record. Gene Ontology annotation, biological process: formaldehyde catabolic process. Lineage: Eukaryota; Metazoa; Arthropoda; Arachnida; Ixodida; Ixodidae. Gene Ontology annotation, cellular component: cytosol. Gene Ontology annotation, molecular function: S-(hydroxymethyl)glutathione dehydrogenase [NAD(P)+] activity; alcohol dehydrogenase (NAD+) activity; zinc ion binding.